Messenger RNA from Punica granatum (pomegranate), 2586 nucleotides. Lineage: Eukaryota; Viridiplantae; Streptophyta; Magnoliopsida; Myrtales; Lythraceae. The record is from RefSeq and is a predicted model, not a curated record.
ACUUGGGAGAGCAGCAAUUCCGUCCCAUGAAUUUCUCAAUGCACCCAUGAAGGACAAAUGAUUUCGGUUUCUCCCCGUGCAAUGAUUGAUUCCUAAUGGUACGAUGAUUCUGUUCUGCCGAAGCCCUUCGCUUCCGAUGCGCUCAUCCCAUUCUUUCAAAUCUUUCCCUCCAUUUGGAAAGAUGGCAGCUUGAUGGGACGAAAUGGCUGAUAGGAGGAAGAACAGAGCACGUCGCUCGGGAGGAUGCAACUCAGGGAAGGUCGUUCCCUGUUGCUGCUGACAGAGACCUGCAAGUCCCUCCGACAUGCUUACCAAAUCCAUGCCCAGAUCGUCGUCAAUGGCCUCCAACGCCACCUCUAUUCCCUCAGCAAGAUCUUCUCUUUCUUUGCGCUAUUUGGCUGCCCGGAAAGUCUCGGUCAUGCCCGUCUCAUCUUCUCAGGGACCAAAUCCCCCAACGUGUUCAUGUGGAACACCAUGAUCAGGGCCCACUCUCUGAGCGAGCUUCAUCACGAAGCAGUCCUUCUCUACCCGGCCAUGGUUGCUAAGGCAAGAGAUUUGCCCAACAACUUCACCUUCACGUUCUUGCUCAACUCCUGCGCGAGGUUGGCGGCCCCUGGUCCCGGGUUCCAGAUAUAUGGCCACGUGAUAAAACUUGGGUUCGAACCGGAUAUCUUUAUAAGGAACGCUUUGAUGCAUUUCUGCUGUAGUUCCGGGCUUGCAGACUGUGCACGGAAACUGUUUGAGGAAAGUUCUGCUAGAGAUCUUGUCUCCUAUAAUACCAUGAUCAGCGGGAUGGCCCAAAUGUGCAAGCCUCAUGCUGCUCUGUCACUUUUCCAGGAGAUGUCGGAUUCGGGUAUUUGGCCUGAUGAGUUCACUUUCGUUGCUUUGUGUUCGGCUUGCUCGGGGCUAAAUGAUCAUGGGCUCGCGAAACAGAUUCAUAAUUUGGUCUAUAGGUACUUGGGGUUCGUUGAUUGUAGUAGUGGUGCUCACUUGGUAGGUUCUGUCAUUGAUUUGUACACUAAAUGCGGGGAAAUGGAUAUGGCCCGAAAGGUUUUUAGCGCCUUCCAACCAGUUAAAAGCUUACCCGCUUUGAGUUCUAUGGUUUCUGGCUAUGCUCGAGCUGGAAAAGUUGAGCUUGCCAGACAGAUUUUCGACCGGGUGAAUAAAAGAGACACGAUUUUGUGGACAGCAAUUAUUAGUGGUUAUUCUCAGGCAGGGCGAUACGAUGAGGCUCUUGAGCUAUAUAAGGAGAUGGAAAAGUCUGGCCUAAAGCCAGAUCAGGUUACCCUGGUCGCUGUUCUCUCUGCAUGUGCUGGGCUGGGAGCUCUCACUGUGGGUGAGAGGAUUAAUAAUCAGAGCUUGAGGGCCAGAUUCUUCGGCCGUGAUGCAAUCCUAGUAACAGCUGUUGUUGAUAUGUAUGCAAAGUGUGGGAAAAUAGAGUCUGCUUUGGAAAUCUUCAGGGAUGUACCGGACAGUCAGAGGACCACUCAUCUGUUCAAUGCCAUGAUCACGGGCCUUGCUCAGCAUGGGCUCGGCGAGACUGCUGUAUCAGUUUUCAGAGAAAUGGAAUCAACCAAAGUAAGGCCUGAUGAAGUUACAUUCACUGGGUUGCUUUGUGCUUGCAGUCACAGUGGACUAGUAGAAGAGGGUCGGAGCCUGUUCAAGUUGAUGUCUGAAUUUUACGGCAUUAACCCACAAAUGCAACACUACUGUUGCAUGGUUGACCUCCUCGGUCGAGAUGGGAAGUUAGACGAUGCUCAUGACUUCAUUCGCACAAUGCCAUUUGAAGCAAACUCAGUUAUUUGGAGGUCUCUUCUGGGAUCUUGCAAGCUUCAUGGGAAUGUGGAGAUGGGCAAGAUUGCAAGCGCCAAGCUUCUCGAAUUGGAACCUGAUCAUGGGGCCCGAUAUGUUUUACUGUCUAACAUUCUUGCAACCACAAAGCAGUGGGAGGAGGCUGGGCGAGUGAGAAAGGGAAUGGAACAGCGAGGGAUACAGAAACCCCCGGGUUGGAGCUAUAUUGAAAUAUCGAAUGGGACUGUCCAUCAAUUUACUGCAAGUAAUUACAGGUCGCAUCCGCAGAAGGAAGAGAUUGCGUCAAAGCUCAGGGACAUGAACAGUCGAUUGAGAACCGCUGGGUAUGCUCCUAGCACGGUCGAUGUGGUGUUUGAUGUAGACGAGGAGGAGAAGGAGACGAUUGUUUCUCACCACAGCGAGAAGCUAGCAUUAGCUUUCGGACUGCUAAACUCGGGCCCUGGGGAGGUUCUGCAAAUAAUGAAGAACCUUAGGAUCUGCGGGGACUGUCACUUGGCCUUCAAGCUUCUGUCCAAGGCCUACGCGAGAGAGAUCAUCGUGAGGGACACGGCUAGAUUCCAUCAUUUUAGGAAUGGAUUGUGCUCUUGCAAAGAUUUCUGGUGACUUGUACUCCCGAUAUUUUAAAUGGGUCGAACUCUAUAUGACUCCUAUGAUAGUGACAGCACGUGAAUGCGAUAUUGUGUAUAGGGCCAAUUUUCAUUCGAUGACAAAUCUCUUUUCUAAUCACCUUUCUUUUCCUUUGUUAUUGGAUUAUUGACAAAUCAAUUUGUGGCA